Molecule: messenger RNA, 1061 nt
Organism: Mycetomoellerius zeteki
Lineage: Eukaryota; Metazoa; Arthropoda; Insecta; Hymenoptera; Formicidae
Product: coiled-coil domain-containing protein 42 homolog
Exons: 4
Coding region: 10-1008 (332 amino acids)
Source: RefSeq, a predicted model, not a curated record
GAAAAAGAAAUGGCUACGGCGCAAGAUGAGUCGAGAAAUCUCGUGCAAAGAGCUGUUAUCCCGACCGAUUCGCAGAAAGCAGUUUCGGAGUACUUUAUAUCCAAGCAAGAGGAACGCCAGUCUAUCAAAAAAUAUCCAGAAUGGGACAAAGCGAGGGUUUGCCCGGCGACCGAGGUGAUCAGGGCUCGUCGAGAAUUAGCUGAGAUUAAUGAAAUAUUAAAGGAGAAACGAGAGGAACAGAAAAUAAGACGUAAUUACAUGGAUGAGCAAUGGGAGGAGGCGAGAGAGCAGCAAUUGCAGUUGCGGCAGUCUCUCAUAAAGUUUAAUACGUUCGUAAAGGAGAACGUCGAGAAGUGCGAGCGAGCUGAGCAGAAGAUCAAAGAGGAACACGAGCGUCAGGAAAAAUACAAGCAAGAAAUCGAGGAAUUGGAGCAGAAAGUGCAGUAUAUGAGAAACGUACGUGAUAAAAUGCAGCGGUUCGUAGGGGAAUACAGGAAGUACCAAAAUUACUUGGACAGGGUCGUGAACGAGACGGACGAGUUUCAAUCGAUCAACGAAAUUUUUAAUCGCUACGAAACUUUAGUCGAGGCCAGGCAGGCGUUGUCUGAUCGUCAAGACAAGAACCUUCGAAUGCUAGAAGAAAAAGGAGCAAAAAUACAUCACUUGACAGAAACCAAGACGCAAGUAUUGAUGGGACUGAAUAAUAAAUUGGCGCAAUUGCAAGAGAGGUACGAUCGAGCGAAAGCGGAGGCUUUGAAAUGGGAGACGAUCGUUUCGAAAAUAAAGGAAACUGCCGCGGCGAAGAACUUGGAGCUUACGCAAGUGAAGGCGUGCUGCUGGAACAUCUAUCAGCAGAUUUGCAAGAGGAAAGAGAUACCCGUCAAGGUGAGCAGCGAGGACGUCGAGCAACAGCUGAUUCACAUCAAGCGCACCAUCCUUGAAUUGAAGCAAAUUAUCAAGACCGUCAAGAAGAAGGCACGGGAAGAGAAAGGUUUGCCGCACGAAUAGAGGUAUCUAUCAUCCCAUUACCGCGACUGAUUGCGAUUUUGCGAUGUAGUAAA